Molecule: messenger RNA, 768 nt
Organism: Guyanagaster necrorhizus
Lineage: Eukaryota; Fungi; Basidiomycota; Agaricomycetes; Agaricales; Physalacriaceae
Exons: 8
Coding region: 1-768 (255 amino acids)
Source: RefSeq, a predicted model, not a curated record
AUGACUGUCAUCAAGGACAGUGUCGAUGACGUGCAGCCGUCACACGUACCACCACCAACGAUCCUAAACAGAACUUCUUCGACCGCUGAAGUGUCCGCACCACCUCCUUAUGCUAGCAGAGAUAUUGAGCUGGCGGAGACUAACGCGGAUGACAGUGAAGGCCCUUUGUAUGCCGCCAAUCCCGAUUCAGUAGCCCUUUCUAAUGAGAACGAUUCGAGCUAUAGUAAUCUUCGUAAUCUGCAUGUUCCUCCUCGCUCUUCACCUCCGCGCUGGAUCCGCGAAGAAGAAACACUAGCUCAUACACGAUGGUCUGGCAUGGGCCAACAUAACUGCAUCAAAGUGAUGUCUCCGCUAUGGCACGCCCGGAGGCGAACAUGGCUUGCCCAGAAUAUUGCACUCGACGUGGAUACUUCGGCACACAUGAAACGCCGGUUUUACGGUGAUUGGAUAGUCGAGUCCAACGAGCCGAGCUGUAAGACGCUGUGGGAGAAUUUCCAGGAUAAAGGAUAUGUAGCGAAAGGUUCGAUGCGCCGUCGUAUCGAAGCCCAUAUGGGGAAUCACCAGCCGCCAUGGGAUAAUUGGCGAGAGAUGUGCUCUACUACCCCGCGGACUAUGAUGGGCAUCGUUUCGAUCCUACCAUCUCUCUUUGUAUAUCUUACAGUACAGUCUCUUCAAGGAAAUUCACGAAUUUCUGCUAUCUUUCGUGACGAUGGGAGGGAGCAUUGGCACGGUCCGAUUUCUCCGAGAUCACGUGUUGCAUUGCCGUAG